This is a messenger RNA of Triticum dicoccoides, 1653 nucleotides long. Its product is annotated as ribosomal RNA small subunit methyltransferase H-like. NCBI's taxonomy places the organism in Eukaryota, Viridiplantae, Streptophyta, Magnoliopsida, Poales, Poaceae. Gene Ontology annotation, biological process: rRNA base methylation. Gene Ontology annotation, molecular function: rRNA (cytosine-N4-)-methyltransferase activity. The transcript has 5 exons. The coding region runs from base 16 to 1320 and encodes 434 amino acids. The record is from RefSeq and is a predicted model, not a curated record.
CGCUCGCGACUCCUGAUGGCGACGGCAGCGCGGCGCCUCGUCCCCUUCCACCUCCGGCCGCCCGGCGCGCGCCCGCUCGCCGCCGUUGCGGCGGCUCCCCACAGCCGCAAGCGCGAUGCCGUCUCGUGCAAAUCCACCGGCAAGACCAGGGCGAAGAACAAGGCCAAGGACACCACCAUGUGGCGGCCGCAGCGGCGGGAGCUGGAGGAGCACCUCAAGCGGCGCACCCGCUCCGCCGGCGCCUUCGACCCCGGCCUCUACCGCCGCCACUCCCACUCCCACCACGUCCCCGUCUUGCUCGGGGAGGUCCUCGCCGCGUUCCGCCGCCCGCUCCCGCUCCGCUCCUUCGUCGACUGCACCCUCGGUGCCGCCGGCCACUCCCUCGCCAUGAUGGAGGCGCACCCGGAGAUGGAGCUGCACGUUGGCAUGGACGUCGACCCCUCUGCGCUGGCGAUUGGCCAGCGCCACAUCGAGGCUUUCCUUGUUAGUAGGGCAACUGGGGAAGGGGGAGAAGAUGCUCUGCAAGGGACACUACGCGCCUAUACUCACGUCAAGAAUUUCAAGUACAUCAAGCAUGUUGUUGGUGGCGUUGACGAGAGCCUGGCAGAUGGCUCGUCUGGAGUUGACGGUAUCCUCAUCGACCUUGGCAUGUCAUCCAUGCAGGUUAACAGGUCAGAUAGAGGAUUUAGUGUGCUCAAUGAUGGUCCACUUGACAUGCGCAUGGACCCUAAGGCAACUUUAACAGCAGAAGAUAUCUUGAACUCUUGGCCCGAGCUUGAAGUUGGGCGUAUCCUCCGUGAUUAUGGGGAGGAAAGCAAUUGGCAAUCCCUUCAGAGGCGAAUUGUUAAAGAACGGAAAACAGGGGGUUUACACUCUACUGGCGAGCUUGUCAAACUUAUCCAAAGAACGUGCACCAUUUCAGGAGGACGGCAAGGCUGGAUUAAAACUGCAACAAGGGUAUUCCAAGCCCUUAGGAUUGCAGUUAAUGAUGAGCUCCAAACUUUAGAAGACGCACUCCAUUCGUGUUUUGACUGCCUAGCACCAGAUGGCCGUCUUGCUGUAAUCUCAUUCCACAGUUUAGAGGACAGAAUUGUCAAGCAGACAUUCCUGGAGCUUAUUCGUGGGGAUGAAGCAGAGGAUGAUGAGGAAGACUUGGUAUGCGCUGACAUCGACGACGAAGAUGAGCCAUGGUUUAAGCAGAGAGUGCAAGGGACCAACGGCACUGUCCUGACAAAAAGACCGACAACCCCUUCACAAGAGGAAGAGAAACUAAAUCAAAGGUGUAGAAGUGCAAAGCUCAGAGUUAUUCAGAAGGCCUAAACGGAAUAACACUGGAUACAAAUUUGUGAAUGAUUGCUGAGGAGAUUAUCGAGGCCGCAAAACAUGCGACUGUCAGUUUCUCAUCUGCUCACCAGGAAGCAAACACUUUGAAAUCGCCUGAAACUUGGUUCAGGGAGGUGAAUAGGAGGUCUUUGCUCCCCCCAAAGAUGGGAACAUGGAAGGUAGAGGGUUAGGUUAGUCCAGAAGUAAUAAUCUCACCGUGUUUGUACUUUGUACCAUUUUUCCAACUUCACUCGUGUAUAUUGUACUCUGUUUGCCACCUUCUCUUGCAAGAUGCGACCAAUUUUAUGCCAUCUGCAAUUCUGCAUUCGA